GACUGACCAGGCCUCAUGAUGGCUCUGCUCAAAUCUGGCUGGCUCUGGAGACAGUCUUCUGUCCUCAAACGCUGGAAACUAAACUGGUGUGACCUGUGGAUCGAUGGAAGUUUCGUUUUUUACAAAAGCGAAUCCAGAAGAGAUUACGAGACCAAAGUGAAUCUGAAGAGCAGCUGUGUGAAUGUGAAGUCUGGACUGGAGUGUGCAGGUGUAGGUCCACCUGAGAGUCACCCGAGGGAGAACCUGCUGGUAGUUUAUCUGAGAGACGGCACUAUGCUGAGCCUGUGUGCCAACAGUGAAGACGAGGCACUGGCCUGGAAACUCACACUCAUGGAGGCGAAGAGAAAUCCUGUUUUCACAUAUAAUCCCUAUGAUGAUACUUAUCAGACUGUUCCGAUUGACAGCCAUAAUGCCGUUUACAUCAUGCCAGGGACUCAGCAUGUGUGGGUGCACAGAGACUCUUAUGAGGACAGUUUUGGAGAGCAGAUUGCGCUGGGUCUCCUGGCAGGAAUGGCCGCUGGUGCUGCAAUGCGUUCACUUCUGUGGAUGCCCUUCUGGUUUUGCUAACGUCAAACUGCAGGAUCCGAGAACAGACACCCGGAAAGCUCAGCGAUAGCAAAUGCUCC
Molecule: messenger RNA, 626 nt
Organism: Danio aesculapii
Lineage: Eukaryota; Metazoa; Chordata; Actinopteri; Cypriniformes; Danionidae
Gene: plekhb1
Product: pleckstrin homology domain containing B1
Exons: 6
Coding region: 16-567 (183 amino acids)
Biological process (GO): regulation of cell differentiation
Cellular component (GO): membrane
Source: RefSeq, a predicted model, not a curated record